Globicephala melas (long-finned pilot whale) is the source of this 704-nucleotide messenger RNA. The record is from RefSeq and is a predicted model, not a curated record. Lineage: Eukaryota; Metazoa; Chordata; Mammalia; Artiodactyla; Delphinidae.
AUGUAUAGAAUCCUUACAGCCGAGCUCGGCCGGCGGGAGGACCGGCAGAGGCCAGGCAGCCCAGCUUCGCCAAGGCUCUCGGUGUGCGGGGCUCGCAGGCCCCCGGCACGUGCCAGCCCCACCGCCACCACGGCCAAGAGGAAGGUCAGCUCCGCCGAUGGGGCGGCGAAGGAGGAGCCCAAGAGGAGGCUGACAAGGCUUUCAGCGAAACCGGCUCCUGAAAAAGUGGAAACGAAGCCAAAAAAGCGGCAGGAAAGGAUAAAUCUUCAGACAAAAACGUGCAAAACAAAAAGGAAAAGGGGAGCAAAGGGAAAACAGGCCGAAGUGGCUAACCAAGAGACUAAAGAAGACUCACCUGCAGAAAACGGAGAAACUGAAAACGAGGAGAGCCCAGCCUCUGAUGAAGCAGGAGAGAAAGAAGCCAAGUCUAAUGAAUAUCACACACUUGGUCCUAUCAGUGGUUCCCGUUUCCCUUCUUGUACAAUACAGAGGAAUAUUUUUAUCAACUAUUUUGUAAAUGCAAAUUUUUAAGUAGCUUUAGAAACAUUUUUAAAAAGGAGGGAAUCCUACCUCAUCCCAUUUUUUAAGUGUAAAUGCUUUUUUUUAAGAGGUGAAAUCAUUUGCUGGUUGUUUACUUUUUGGUACCACCAGAAAAUAGUGGGAUAUUGAAUGUGGCAGGCAUUGUCUUGGGUGCCAGCUUAACA